AUGAAACUCGGCUGGGGGCAGUGUAGCUUUGUGGAAGUGAAUUUUAUCAUAUCGCCGGUGAUGGACGAGUUUCAAUUUACUCUCAACGAUUUAUCGCACGCCGCAAGUCAGAAUGGUAAAAUGGAUCGAACCGUGCUACAAUUCAUCGACAUUGCCACAUCGCAGAAUGUGCUCAUGAAUCUCGACCGGAACUUUUCGUUUCGUAGCGGAACCUCAUAUCUGAAAUAUCCAGAAGAUGAGGGAUACAGCGAGAAAUCAUUCCCACGCAUCGGUGAAGGAAAAUUGGUUGCGAUUGGGGCGCAUAAGGCGGCAUGCGUGCUGGAAGGGCCGGGCGGUCCAGGUGCGACAAGUGUUGGUGUUAUCAUCGACACAGCAAAAACCGCAUUUCACAAAGAACAGAACGUGAUGAAGAAAGUUCUGGAAAUAUUUCCACAUUUCUUGGACUGCCAAGCAGAUUUGCGUGAUGUACAACAGCUACGGAAACAUAUCGGAGGUAUGUGGGCAUCCAUUUUAGAGAGUUUGCCUUUAUUGUUGUACAUACUAGACCAUGGUGCUGCACAAAGUGUUCGCAAAGUAUUUCUCAAAAUUAAAGCUUUUAAUGCGAAUUGA
Molecule: messenger RNA, 609 nt
Organism: Gongylonema pulchrum
Lineage: Eukaryota; Metazoa; Nematoda; Chromadorea; Rhabditida; Gongylonematidae
Source: the annotation of a GenBank genome assembly